This is a messenger RNA of Rhipicephalus microplus (southern cattle tick), 809 nucleotides long. RefSeq names its product female-specific histamine-binding protein 1. Gene Ontology annotation, molecular function: amine binding. The record is from RefSeq and is a predicted model, not a curated record. NCBI's taxonomy places the organism in Eukaryota, Metazoa, Arthropoda, Arachnida, Ixodida, Ixodidae. Gene Ontology annotation, biological process: symbiont-mediated perturbation of host defenses.
GUCCCUAAACACUCCAUCCACCGACUGAACCUCGAAGGAAGUCAACAUGAAGCUUCUUGCAGUCUCUCUUGCCUUCGUUUCAGCUCUAAGCCAAGUUAAGGGCGAUAUGCCAGUUUGGGCGGAUGAAGCAGCAAAUGGAGCACACCAAGAUGCAUUGAAGCAUCUCAAAAACAGUGUUUCGGAUGCUUACGACAUGAUAAAAGUGACCUAUAACAAUGACCCAGUGUGGGGAAAUAACUUCAGAUGUGUAUAUGCUGUAUUUGACAGCUUCGAUGAGGAUGAGAAGAGCGUUGACGCAUGGUUUAUGUUUAUUAAUGAUGCUGAUUCAAAUUACCAAGGUUCUCAAGAAAAGGCAACUACUCUUACAAUGUACGACUACAAUAAAGAUAACGCCAUCUUCUACGUUACGGAACAUGGACUAAAUUUCACAGACGUCCUCGUAUUUUCUGACGAGAAUUGCUAUGUGGUCUACGCUGUUGGCGCAGACGGAACUGAGGGAGGUUACGAACUAUGGGCAAAAGACUCUGACAAUGUUCCAACCAGUUGCCUGGAAAAGUUCAAUGAGUAUGCUGCCGGUCUACCGGUACGGGACGUAUUUACAAGUGAUUGCUUUCCAGACCCAGACGAAUAACUUGGGAGUAUUUUGCAUUGAACAUCAAACUAAGGCACUGCCAACUCAUGUCUAUAUGUUUGAUGUCAUGCGUUCGACUAUAUCUACAACCUAGGUUUCUUGGGUUAGGUAUUUUCUAGUCACUACCGCCACCUGCCAGGAGUACUUCGAAAUAAAUUGUGCAGUUGGUGGAACACAG